UUUUGCAGCUUAAAGCUAUUAUAAUUAUCGAAUAUAUUUUUUUAGUUGUUUUGUCAUUGUAUAGAAAUACAAAAUUAAAGCUUAAUAAUUAAUUUACCGCGCAAUAUUUGGCUACUACUACUACUACUACUUUAUUUUACAACCAUUGAACCGUUGCUCGGUUCGUGUCUUGGGUAAGUGUUUGUGUCGAGGGUUUAGGAAACUAUACAUUGGCUUUUAUGCGUUAAGGUUCAAAUUCUUCUCUCCUUCUUUAUCUCUUUGUUGUUGUUGUGGUUAUUUAAAUUCCACAUAUGGGGAAAUGUUGAACAGUAGAUUUAGGAAUAAAAUUGAUACUAUGGAGUUGCUUGUAUGAUAGAGCGCAAUUGCAGUCGUGUUGGAUUUCAGUAACUGGAGCUCUUCCGCUGCCAUUUGUUGUGGUCUGACUUCGAGAACAUUGUACGCAAGAAGAGAAUUGAUAAAGAUGUAUUUUAUGAAGUCUCUCUUGCUGUGUUUCAAACAAGUCUCAACUGAUUUUUAUCAAAAGCGUGGAGGGCUAUACUGUGCGGUUGGCUUGCAGCAUGCCCUCAACUUCUCGUCCUUCGCUAUUAACCUUAUUGAAAGCUUUCAGCAGUUCAAGAACUAACGGUAAUGUUCUCUGACGGGGGAUUCUUGCGUGAGCUAUGAUUUCGCUGAUCAAUCAUCAAAAAUAUUUGUAAGGAGUACCAGGAAUCAGUAGUGCUAUUUCUCUACACACUGGCAAAUCGUAAUCUCUCCAUUGUUUGUUUUUUUUAACUAUGCUACUCUCUACUUUUCGAACCGGAAAUUUGAAUGAUAAUUUAAUAUAACUGUAUUUGUGAUUACGGUGUUUUGACUUAAAGACUCAUAUUUGUGACAGUUAGAAGAUAAUAAGGCAUGGAAGCAAUUAAAAACUAAUUACUAUUUUGUUAUUGCGGAAGUAUAAAUAACAACCAUGAACUCGAACGAUGCAUUAUCUGAAAUGUUGAAAAUAUUUUUUGCCGCAGUAAUACCUUUGCUUUUAACAGUAGCAGAGGCUUAUUAUCCUCCAGGUGGCCCAAAUCGAUUCGGGCCACCUCGUCCAGGUGGUCGGCCACCGGUGGCUGGAAGACCAGGUGGUCCACCUCCUUUUUCAUUCCCACCACGUCCAGGUUUCCCUGGACCAGGACCUAGACCGCCAGUACCACGACCACCACCAGUGCUACCACCGCGACCACCGCUACCACCGCGACCACAACCACAGCCACAGCUGGGUAAUCUGCGUCUCUGCACUUACACACAGUUGGCACAAGAUAAGUGUCUCUACACGCUGGCGGCGGCUGCCAACGCAUCCAUAGACCUCAAGUUGCAAUGCGUACAAGCUAGUUCCUUCGCCGCCUGCCUAAGUGCGAUCCAAAGAUCUGCGGCUCACUUGGUGGUGGCCGAUGAUCAUGAGUACAGGGCAGCACGUGCCGCCUAUUUAACAACGGUAUUGUAUGCACACGAAAACUUGACCGACUACUAUGUGGCCGUGGCGCCUAGGAACAUUACACUGGUCGAUUUGGAUGAGGCAACUAUACAGGUCAACGUGUCGAAUCCGCGGGCCUUGGAUGCUGCCGCUUAUUUCAAUCUCCAACGUGGUCAUGACAUUUGCCAGCAGUCCGUUCUUGACAAUGUUACCAUACAAAUUGUCAAUACGGCGGAAUACAAUGCCACCGAUGAUGAGAUUCUAAUUUGCGCCAAUCGCACCGUAGCCGAAUGGAGUGAUUACAGAACAUGCAACUUCGAAACGAGCUUGGAGCGUGCAGUCUUCGCCGCAAAGCCUUUGGCGGCCAGUGCUGGCUUUAGGUGUCUGGUUCAAAGUACCUUCAAUACAAUUCUGAAUAGUUUCGGUUCGGAAAACGCUACCUGGAAUUUCUUUGCCGAUUUCCAAAAUACAUCCGAUGUAAUCUUUAAGAAUUACACAAUUGGUUUUUCGCAAAGUCCCAUCAUCAGAAAUGGCAUCACUGAGCAAGUAUUUAGCCAAUUGCAUUGCAAUAACGUAACGGUGCACGAUCCUAGCGAACUGGAAUGAGUUAAUGGAAGUCUUGAACAUACAAAUAUAUACGCUCAAUAUAUACCCCGACAUAUAAAUUAAAUACAUGCAUAUACGAGUAUCACAAA
This is a messenger RNA of Bactrocera oleae (olive fruit fly), 2136 nucleotides long. Its product is annotated as transferrin. The record is from RefSeq and is a predicted model, not a curated record. NCBI's taxonomy places the organism in Eukaryota, Metazoa, Arthropoda, Insecta, Diptera, Tephritidae.